Molecule: messenger RNA, 2355 nt
Organism: Paramecium pentaurelia
Lineage: Eukaryota; Ciliophora; Oligohymenophorea; Peniculida; Parameciidae
Source: the annotation of a GenBank genome assembly
AUGCAUGGACUUAACAACUUUAAUAGGAUUGUACUAAUUUGUUUUUUGAUUUGUUACUGUUCUAUAGAUCUUCCUCCAAACCAAUUCUUUCCACCCUCUAUGUUACCAGAAAAAGAGAGCUAGAAGAAUAACAAUUGUAAAUUGCACAUAGGGAACCUUCCUCUGUAAAUAACUGAGGAGACAUUGAAUCGAGUAUUUUCGAAAUAUGGUUAAAUAAAAGAAGUGAAGAUAAUUCGAAAAAAUAGUUAAGGGGUUUAGUUUAUAAUUUAAAUUAUAUAAGUAACCUUUGAAAGAUUAUUGCUAUGGGUUUAUUCUUAUGUGUGAUGGUGAGGGAGCAUAUAAUGCUGUAAAGGAGUUGAAGUAAAACAGUCCUUUGGGUACCUCAUGGACAGUGUCAUUUAGUAAAGAUAAGAAUGAUGUAUGUUUAUAUUUGAUAACAUACUUGAAGGACUCUGCAGCUAAUGGCCAUUUGAAAUUUGAUAAGAGUAAAGAUGAUAAAUUAAGAAAGAAAGAUAAAUCAAAGGAGAGAUUCAAGAAAGAUAAGACAAAAAAGAAGGUUGUAAUAUUAAUUCAUAAACGAAUAAGAAAUCUGAAUCAUCUUCAUCAUAGGAUUCUUUUCAAGCAAGAUAAGAUAAAAAACAAAAAAAAUAAAAAAAGAGAAAGCUAUCAAGUUCUUCUGAAUCAUCUUUAUCUAAAUUGCCAACCAGGAGUGCCCUAGUUAGAAUAGAAAGUAAGCCAAAUGAUAACAAUCUUUUCGAUAUGGUAUUUUCAGGUGAGAUUUAAAGUCAUUCAUUGUAUUAAUAAUAAGUAUUUAUAUAUUAUCUAAAAUAGCCAUAAUCACAAUAUUAAAUUAAACAUAUUGUAAAUGUAAGAGAAUUAUUUAUAUCUGGUAUUCCUUAAUCUAAAACCCAAUCUGAUAUUUAAAGAAUCUUUUCUCAAUAUGGUAUUGUAGAAAGAAUAGAUAUAAUACCAAAAUAAUUAGUAAAUUUUGCAUACGUUAAAUUCAAGAAAAUGGAUGCUGUAAAUUAGGCAAUUCAAAAUUAAUAAUAUAUUGCUGAAUAACUUGAGAGUGCUGGAUAAGUUAAAAUAUAUUAAUCAGACCCAUUUAAAAGAAUUUAGGUAGUAGGUAAUGCUGAAGAUUGUGAAAAAGUAUAUAUAAUAAAUAAAAUUUAGGAUGAAGAUAUGUUACCUGUGAUGUUUAUAGGAUUCCCUCCAAACCAAAAUUUUACUAUUGAUGAGAUAUUCCUAAAGAAAAUGGCUGAAAAAUAUGGUGGAAAUGUAAAGGGAGUUUAAUUCUUUUAACCUUAAUAACCUUAAUUAAGAUCCUAUAUUCUAAUAGAAUUUUCAUAACUUAGAGAUUGUAAAAAAGCAAAAAGGAAGUUUUGCAGAUAUAAGAUAUAAAUUUUAGGUGAUAAGAAAUGUGAUAUUGCAAUAUUAUCUAAUUAUACAAAUAAUUCUCAAAAUAAGAAAUAAGCAAUACCAUAUAUGCCAUAUGCAAUAGGUAUUAAAUACUAUUUAUAAUAGAUUAUAUGGCAUCAAAUCAAUAAAUUCCUAUGAAUCCAUAAAUAAUAUCCAGAUCAUUUUAACCAUAAAUGACUAUGAUGUAACCUUAUCCAACUCAAUCUUAAUAAUAAUAAUAAUUACAACCAUCACUCUUUGGAGAUUACAAUUAGAUACCUCUUAUUUAUCCUUAAUAAUAAUAAUAAUAAUAAAUGAUGUAUGUUAAAAAUCAGUCUUAAUUAUGUUUACCUACUUAAUUAUCAAUAUAACAAUAAUUACGACCUCUUUAAUAAUAGCCAAUAAAUCCUUAUUAUUAAUAGUUAAAUUCUUAAACAUCAAAUCAGAAUUACACUUAAUAACAAUUUAUGGAUAUGAUCAUGCCUCCAACUUAAAUUAUGAAAACAUAAGAUUUAAAUAACACUUUUUGGAGUGGAUACAUGAAUAGAGGUAAAUAACAUAGAGUUGGCAUUGAUGCUAGAUUAUAUAGUACAGUAAUAGAUGCAAAAAAAAGUAAGUUAGUUCAUAAUUUAGUCAACUUACCUUGUAAUAUUGAAAUGAGUUAUAUAUGCUCCUAUCAAGAUGCUUAUUAAAAGGCUAUAUAAGAUUAAUCUGCUAUUCUCAUAUUAAGUCCUGCCUAAGAAUUAGAAAUUCCAAAAUUUGAAGAAUAUAUACAAUAUUUGAAGAGUAAAGUAUACAGCAAAUUUAAUUAUAAAAUAGUAAAAAGCUGGAGUAAUUUAAACAGAAACCUUUUGCAUUUAUGUGAUUCCUCCUGGUGUAUAAGAAGCAUUAUAAAUAUGCAAUAUUAACUAAUAGGAAAUGAUAGCUAUUUAUUGUUAUAAGGAUUUAAAAUUGUGA